Saccostrea echinata is the source of this 1734-nucleotide messenger RNA. RefSeq lists its product as uncharacterized. The transcript has 10 exons. The record is from RefSeq and is a predicted model, not a curated record. Bases 35 to 1468 code for a protein of 477 amino acids. NCBI's taxonomy places the organism in Eukaryota, Metazoa, Mollusca, Bivalvia, Ostreida, Ostreidae.
UCGACUUUGUAACAGUGUUUCUGUCAUCAAAAAAAUGAGUGAGACAAUAUGUGCUCGUAAGAAAAUGUUGGAGAAAGUCAUUUCACCCACAGACUUUAAUACUUACUCAGUUUGUAAAUUUGGUGUAAAGCAGCAAAAAGUAAGUCCGAUCCACUUCAAACAGAUUUCAAGAAUGAUUUAUCAAACGAAAGUACUGAGUCAAAUAGACAAUUCAAAUACUAUUAAAGAAGAAAGUGAUUUUAUUGGUUACACAGACCUUUGUCUCACUCUGAUAGAUAUGUGCCCCUCAGAGAUAACUAUAUGGGAAUCUAUCAUUAAAUCCAUCGCCAAUUUCCCACAAGAGAUGCAGAAAAGUUUAUACAAAAGUAUAUCUGACAAACUCGCCAAAUUUUCUGAAGAGGAAGACAGUAAUAUGGAUUACAUCAGUUUUAUAACAGAGUUGAUGUAUUUGGAGAGCAGAGAGUUCCUAGAAAGAGAUUUAUUACAGUUGGUUAGUGACUGCAGUCAACUUGUCCUGCCGUCGUCUUUCAAAGAUAAAAUACGGAGCGUGCCUCUGAUCAAAAGUUGCGCAAGGAACACCUUGCUUUCGUGCGUGAGUAUAGAAAUCUUGAACUGCUUGAUGUUGAGGGCUUGGGAGAGCGAUGCUCUUAGAAAAUUCGUCAAUGCUAUCUAUAUGUGCACACGAAGUAAGACCUGUGGAUCCGACAUGGCGAGUUUUAUGAGCAAUUUUAUGAAUUCCAGAUAUGGAAAAGUUCAUGGUCGUAUGUUUUUUUAUGAAGAAUGUGUUCAUGCACUUGUGAAGAACCUGGAAGGACUCUCAGGAGAAUUAGAUGAUAAAAGAAAAGGAGCGUGUAUCAAGGCAAUUGUACUCGAGUUCCAGAAACUUGCAAAAAGUGGGACAGCAAUUCAGAAACAGAGGAUGUUCCUUGCACUGGUUCACCACCUGGACGUCUAUUAUAAGCUCAUGGACUUAAGUUUCACAUGUGAUAAAACGCUCGUUACAGACUGUUUACAUGUUUUAACAGUCUUCAAUGUGCAGGACUUUGAAGAGGCGAAACAUUUAAAGGAAGUAUUUUUACCAGUUCUCAACUGCUUACGAGGCCUAUUGCAGAAAAUAUCUCUAGGGAUUAGAGACAUACAAUGUGCAGUAAUGGAUUUACUUGACAUUUUCUCAAAAACUUUAUUUGGACAAUUCCUGAUUACGUUUACCUUAAAAUCUGAAGGUGGUUUAAAACUCGCACCAGAGAUAUUACAAAUGGCAAUUGGAAGUGAACUGCCUCUACAGCACCUAGAAGCUAUAUUAACAGCUCAUGAUAAUAUGAACAUAAGAUUAAAUCAGUGGCCAAAUUUCAAACAAAACCAAUAUAAGGCUUUGAUUAGAAGCCUUAUGGUAAGCUGUAGUUUAACAGAGGAGCCAAAGCAUUCCGAACUGUUAUCUGCUGCAACAUAUAUUGUUCAGAAAUCAUAACGACCAAACAAAUAAAUGCAUUUCUAUGUACAUAUAUUAUUAUUAAAUAUUUAAAAGAAAAAUAUGCACAACUGUUUAAAAUGAGAAGGCUUUACUUGAGUACUAGUAUACAGGACUGAGGAGGGGAAUGCCGAUACACGAUAUAAAUGUCGGUGUCUGCACGCGACUCCUUUUUAUAUUCAACACUUAGUGCCAUUUAGAUACUGACACAUCACUGGUAUUUGUCAUCUUAAAACUAGAACUGUCCAAAAGGGACAAAUACCCCC